AUGAGAAAUGCUGGGCUGGAAGAAGCACAAGCUGGAAUCAAGAUUGCCGGGAGAAAUAUCAAUAACCUCAGAUAUGCAGAUGACACUACCCUUAUGGCAGAAAGUGAAGAGGAGCUAAGAAGCCUCUUGAUGAAAGUGAAAGAGGAGACUGAAAAUGUUGGCUUAAAGCUCAACAUUCAGAAAACGAAGAUCAUGGCAUCUGGUCCCAUCACUUCAUGCUAAAUAGAUGGGGAAAGAGUGGAAACAGUGUCAGACUUUAUUUUGGGGGGCUCCAAAAUCACUGUAGAUGGUGACUGCAGCCAUGAAAUUGAAAGACGCUUACUCCUUGGAAGGAAAGUUAUGACCAACCUAGACAGCAUAUUAAAAGGCAGAGACAUUACUUUGCCAAAUAAGCUCCGUCUAGUCAAGGCUAUGGUUUUUCCAGUGGUCAUGUAUGGAUAUGAGAGUUGGACUGUGAAGAAAUGCAACUGGGUGACACAGCGACCUGGGAAGGCUGCCACCUCUGCCGGCACGGAGGCGUGGAGCCCCGCCACUGCAGUGUCUCUGAUCCGCGGAACCCGCCAGCUUCCUCCUCUCCACUGUGCCCACUCGAUCCGCCUAACCCCCGACCCGGAAGCUCCGCCUCGUGAUCCGCGCGUGCGCAGUUUCCUGCGGAAGCGGAAGCCGUCCAACCGGCCCUCGCCACUCCCAUCUUCAGGGUUCCGCUGGUUCUGCCUCACCCUGUCGGCCCCUGGAGGUCGCGUCGACAGCCCGGCUUCCGGAGAAACCGCGUUCUCUCCCCGAUCCUGCGAUUCUGGAGAGCCCGGCCGGCCCCCGAGACCCCGUCGCUCCCACCCUCUCUGCCCUCGCGUCUCCUCAGGCCGAUCGUUCUGCCCCGCAGGCCUCCCUUCCCGAUCAACUUCUAAAAACUUACAUUGUCUGAGGAAGAAGCUGGGAAGAGGAGGAAAAAAGGCAAGAAAAGAGGAAUGGCUCUUUCUCAGAUCUAUCUAUCUGAUACAUGUGGUCGACCAAUUACAACCCAAAACAGACAGUGAUACAGGAGAAGUAUUCCAAACAGCAAUCUUGGGAAGACCUAAAAGUCAUGAAAUCAAACAUUUUUACCUCAGAGAACUUCAGGAAGACAUGUAUGACUUUGAAUGUCAUUGGAGAAGUGGUGGAAGAAAUAACAAAGGAACGUGUAUAACUCAUGAUGAAAAUCUCACUGAUGGCAGAGGUCAACAGUGUAGAAAGGAUGUGGAAAUCAAGCCUUUUGUAAAUGGGCUUGGAUUAAACGUGCAGGAUAAACUGCAGAUAUUUCAAACUGACGGGAUAGUUUCUGAAUGUAAUAAAGUUACGAGGUAGUCAACAGUAGUUUUUCACCUUCACCAUCUCAAGGAAUAUCUCCUGGUGUCCAAACUAACGUUUCUAAUAUAUUUGGGAAUGAUUAUUUGCAUCCUUUGUUACUGACACAAGAUCCAACAGCAUACCAGGAAAGAGCUUCCGAGUGUAUUGAGUGUAGGAAAACCUUUAGUCGUGUCUCAGCUCUCAGGAAUCAUCAGAUAAUUUAUUCAGAUGAGAUAUUACAUAAGUGUGACAUAUGUGUCAAGGUCUUCAGUACAAAUUCACACCUUGCAGUUCAUCAAAGAAUUCAUAAGGGAGAGAAACUUUACAAAUGUGAUGAGUGUGGCAAGGUCUUCAGUCAUAAAACAACCCUUGCAAAUAAUCACAGAAUUCAUACUGGAC
This is a messenger RNA of Budorcas taxicolor (takin), 1722 nucleotides long. RefSeq lists its product as uncharacterized. The annotation marks the transcript as partial. The transcript is spliced from 6 exons. NCBI's taxonomy places the organism in Eukaryota, Metazoa, Chordata, Mammalia, Artiodactyla, Bovidae. The record is from RefSeq and is a predicted model, not a curated record.